Molecule: messenger RNA, 222 nt
Organism: Spirodela intermedia
Lineage: Eukaryota; Viridiplantae; Streptophyta; Magnoliopsida; Alismatales; Araceae
Source: the annotation of a GenBank genome assembly
AUGAUGACAUUGGCACCAUCCCUUAAGCUCUUGAAGAUAAAUUACUACAUCUGGGUGAUGAAUAUGGAGGUAUAUCUUGAUUCUCACGAUCUUUGGCAAGUGAUAGUCAAAGAGAAUGUACUCAAGAAGAAAGACCAACUGACAUUGUUAACAACAUUCAGCGCAAUUCAUGAAGAGAUAAUGAUUGUGCGUGAUGCAAAGAAGACGGUGAAAGAGAACUAA